CUGCAGGUGGUUCCGAGCGCGGAGCUCGAGCUCGUGAACCGCCUCGGCGGCGGCGCGUUCGGGGAGGUGCACUUGGCGCUGUGGCGCGGGAGCGAAGUCGCGGUGAAGGGGGAUAAGCGCGCGUCCGCGGCGGCGUCGCGGGAGAUGGAGUCGUUCCUUCGCGAGGCGCACACGAUGGCGGCGCUGCAGCACCCGAACGUGGUGUUCAUCUACGGCGUCGUGAACGACGGCGAACGGUUGGGGAUCGUCGAGGAGUUCAUGUCGAGCGGGUCGCUGCGGCGGUUGCUGAACCUGCACCAACGCGACCGGCCGUCGAAAAACGUGCUCGGCGCGAAGCUCCGAGCGAGGUGCGCGUUGGACGUCGCGCGAGGCAUGGCGUACCUGCACUCGAAGCGUUUCGUGCACUUCGAUCUGAAGUGCGACAACGUCCUCACCGCGCGACGAGGCGCGAAGCUGCAGUGCAAGGUGUGCGACUUUGGGCUCUCGAAACGACGCCGGUCGCACGCGUCGUUCGUCAGCGGCGUCAACUCGCACCGCGGGACGUUGCCGUGGACGGCGCCGGAGCUGUUGAACGCGCCGACGAGGGCGUCUGAAAAGGUGGACGUGUACUCGUUCGCGGUGCUCAUGUGGGAGCUGUGGACCGGGGCGUAUCCGUACGCGGGCAUGCACGAGCAGACGAUCAUGUGCGGGAUCAUGAUGCGCUCGCUGCGGCCGGACGUCGCGGACGGGGAGAACCCCGCGGGGUCGCCCGUGAACGGGUGGAAGUCUCUCAUGUUUGAGGCGUGGCGGGAUAAGCCGGAGGAGCGGCCGAGUUUCGAGGAGAUCGUGAAGCGGUUAGAGGGGAUG
Molecule: messenger RNA, 846 nt
Organism: Micromonas pusilla CCMP1545
Lineage: Eukaryota; Viridiplantae; Chlorophyta; Mamiellophyceae; Mamiellales; Mamiellaceae
Exons: 3
Biological process (GO): signal transduction; protein phosphorylation
Cellular component (GO): cytoplasm
Molecular function (GO): ATP binding; protein kinase activity
Source: RefSeq, a predicted model, not a curated record